This is a messenger RNA of Tilletiopsis washingtonensis, 1124 nucleotides long. RefSeq lists its product as hypothetical. The transcript has a single exon. Bases 165 to 1022 code for a protein of 285 amino acids. Lineage: Eukaryota; Fungi; Basidiomycota; Exobasidiomycetes; Entylomatales. The record is from RefSeq and is a predicted model, not a curated record.
CUCUGCGCAAGUGCCGCUCUCCGUGCCUCUGCCAGCGCGCACAUCACUCUACUCACCGGAGCGCCUGGCUGCCGUUGACGUCCGGGUUGGGCGAGGGCGAGUCGGCGGCGCGGCCCUUGUUGCUGAAGCUCUUGCGGCGCGAGCUGCGCGACUGGGAGCGCGCCAUGUCGCCGUUGGGCGCACUCUGCUGCUCGUUGGCGCUCGAGGGCCGGCGCGAGCGCAGCAGUGCGUCCGUGUUGGACACGGGGCUGGCAGGCUCGGGCGAGGCCUCUGCCGGCUCGGCGGCCAUGCUGGCGAGGAUGGAGCGGCGCGAGGUGGAGACGCGCGGGCCCAGCGUGUCGGCGGGGUUCGCUACGGCGGCCAUGGUGGGCAGUAGCGGAGGGGUGGUGGUGAGAGGAGAGGAGCAGAGAGCGUCAGCUGGGACAAGAGGUGGAUGCCAGGCGGCGAGCAGACGCCGGCAGGAUGCAAAGCGGGCCCAGACGUGCAGCAGCAGCAGCGCAGCAUCCACGCCGGAGCGGCAUCAGCGCGGCGGCGCCCGUGCCUGGAGAAAGGCCGCUCCGCUGUCCGCCCAUGCCGCUGCCGCGCCUUGCCUCUGCAGGCCCGAAUCUCUGGCGCACCCCGCGCCCCACGCCCGCCGUUGCGGUGCCGGCUCUGCGCCUUUUCGCCCUCGCUGUGCGACUCACCUCGACGGCGCGGCGCCCGCACCGAGGCCGGCCGCUCAGCCGACGACGGGUCGAGGAAGAGGUAGUGCUGGCCCAUCGCUGGCAGCGGGCACGGCGGCAGUCGAGGCGGGGCAGGCGCUGCUGUGUCGUGCGGUGCUGCUCCACUCGCUGCGAGGCAAAAGUCAGCGUCAGCGCGGCGCGGGGCCAGACACGGUCUGCGGAGCGCGGCUUGGUGACGGCACGGCAGGACAGAUGAUGCGCACGAAGUGUGAGGGACGGGCGCGGCGCGAGUAUCGCCGCGGGGACGACGUGAAAGGGCAGCUGCGGGGUGCGGAGAAGGAAGCGUGGAGCCUAGCGUAGGUGGCGAGACAGCGAGGCGCGAAGGCAGCCUGGCAGCACAGCAGCUGCGCUCCCGUGCCGCGGCGCUCGGCGAGAGCGACGGCCUCUCUGCGCGCCGCGAAC